Cottoperca gobio is the source of this 4495-nucleotide messenger RNA. RefSeq names its product F-box and leucine-rich repeat protein 17 (gene fbxl17). NCBI's taxonomy places the organism in Eukaryota, Metazoa, Chordata, Actinopteri, Perciformes, Bovichtidae. The record is from RefSeq and is a predicted model, not a curated record. Gene Ontology annotation, molecular function: protein binding. Gene Ontology annotation, cellular component: cytoplasm.
UUGUUGGUAACCCAGCCUUGAUACAAAUAGGCAAUUGCAUCUGGGACAGGGAUGUAAUCUUUAACACAAAGCUCGCAAAUGUAAAACAAAUAUGACCAUGCACAAACUGGGGCUAGGGAUAGUUGUGUCAGAGUUACUUUUGGCUUCACUUCUCCCACAAGGCCCUACAGCAGGCACGUUCAUCCAGCCCCCAUGACGAAUUACGAAUCGGCCUCGUCGGCUUCCUUCCCGCUGCCCUCUCGGUGCGGAAGUGUUGUCCUCCAGCUGCAGCAGCAGAGCCAGAGCUGCCACUGUUUGGAUAAACACUACGCUAGUUCAGUAGCAGGUUUUCUCGCCUCUGCGUCUCUCCUGCCGGGACUUGUCAGCGCUCAUCUUGACUGUGCAGCAGAGCAGUAUUAUGCGACCACCGUCCGGAGUGUGGGAGCACCGUGUGAAGUGAGUUUCCUUGAAUCAUCUAUAUGGGCCAUCUUCUCUCGAAAAAUGGUUACUGCCUGAAGAAGAAGACACGUAAGUUGCAUCACAGGAAGAAAAAGAAGAGGAACUGCUUCCUGCAGCUGCCUUGCAUGCUCUGCUUCAUUGUCCACAGCAACAGCAACGGUCUUGAUGACGAUAGCGACCAUUUAGAGGCCGGUGUCAACGGCAGUGCGUGCCAUCACAACAGCAUCACAGGAAUCAGUGUGCCUGGUGUGGGUGGAGUUGGCAUUGGAGCUGCAGCUGCCUCGAAGCUCGCCGAGAGAUACGCAACACUCACAUCUCCUGAAGACUGCUCCAAGUUCCUGUUGUCACCACUGGAGCUGGCUAUCUGGGAGGGCCAAGGAAGGAGCCUUUUAUCAGCUGUUCCUGCCAAACUGAUUCAACCACCGACGCUAUUCAGAACUGCCGGGGUGUCUGUGACCGUGCCCAUACCUGUUCCUGUACCUGGCAGCACCAGUGACUACCCUGAGAUGGUGUGUAAGAGGAAGUGCUCAGAGGUGCAGAGGUGCACCCCUUGUAAGCAGCCGCGCUGCGCCUUCGCUGCCCCUGACGGAGGGCUGGAGAACGGGGGAGUGGGAGGAGGUGGGGGAGAGGCUGCCUCGAACUCUGAAACUGGCCACUGCCACCUUCCCCUCUGUCCACUUCCCUCCUCCUCCGCUUCUUCUUCUUCCUCUGCCUCCUCCUCUUCCUCCUCACCUGCUGAUGGCUGCUGUGGGUUAGGUCUUCAUGCUGAUUUGCCGCACAGUUCCGACUCGUCCCCCUGCUGCCUGCAUCAUUAUGACGACUGCCAGGCGAGAAGUUCUGACGCUGCCGAUCACUCAAGUAUCAACCACCUGCCUUCCUCCAUCCUUCUUAAGGUUCUCUCUCACUUGACAGUGAAGGAGCGCUGUCUGUGUGCCUCUCUGGUGUGUAAGUACUGGCGGGACCUCUGCUUGGACUUCCAGUUCUGGAAGCAAAUCGACCUCAGUGGCCUACAACAAGUAAACGAUGAUCUCCUGGUGAAAAUAGCAUCUCGGAGGCAGAAUGUGAUGGAGAUUAACAUCUCGGAUUGCAGAGGGGUUCAUGACCAUGGUGUGUCCUCCCUGGCCUCGCACUGUCCAGGCCUGCAGAAGUACACAGCAUAUCGUUGCAAGCAGCUUGGAGACACGUCCCUGUCGGCCUUGGCUACACACUGCCCUCUGCUGGUGAAGGUGCACGUGGGCAACCAGGACAAACUAACAGAUGAAGCACUAAAAAAGCUGGGAGAGCACUGCAGUGAGCUGAAGGACAUCCACAUGGGUCAGUGUUACAGUAUCACAGAUGAAGGCAUGGUGGCCUUGGCUAGAGGAUGCCCUAAACUGCAGAGACUCUACUUGCAAGAGAACAAACUGGUUACCGAUCGGUCCGUGCGAGCGGUCGCAGAGCAUUGUCCUGAGCUGCAGUUUGUCGGCUUCAUGGGAUGCCCGGUGACCUCUCAAGGAGUCAUCCAUCUUACUGCGCUACGGAACCUGAAUGUCCUGGACCUGCGGCACAUCUCAGAGCUCAACAAUGAGACGGUGAUGGAGGUGGUGAGGAAAUGUCGCAACCUCAGUUCCCUAAACCUCUGCCUCAACUGGAGCAUCAACGACAGAUGUGUGGAAAUCAUCGCCAAGGAGGGAAGAAGUCUGAAGGAGCUCUAUCUCGUGUCUUGUAAAAUCACAGACCACGCUCUGAUAGCCAUAGGCCAGUACAGCAGUACCAUAGAGACGGUGGAUGCUGGCUGGUGUAAGGACAUCACAGACCAGGGAGCCACACAGAUCGCUCAGAGCAGCAAGUCCCUCCGCUACCUGGGCCUCAUGAGAUGUGACAAGGUAAACGAGGAGACAGUGGAGAGGCUGGUGGUCCAGUACCCUCACAUUGUUUUCAGCACGGUGAUGCAGGAUUGCAAGAGAACCCUGGAGAGAGCUUAUCAAAUGGGCUGGAGCCCCAACACAUCAAACACUUCGUAGCUCUGCUGGAUUAUACACACACACACACACACACACACACACACACACACACACACACACACACACUCACACACACAGCUACACAGAGGUCCUUUUUGUGUACAGACACGAAUACACAGUAUUUUGCAGAGUCAUGUUUGCCUCUCAGCCACUGUUCAAACAUGCAUGUGAACAAGUAGCUACACGCUCACAGACUAAGGUCCAGCUCAUCAAGAGUUUUAUUUGAAGCAAAUCUCCCAUUUUAAUAAUUUAACUAAAAUACGGGCCUCAUGGUAAUUCAUAGUUAAGUGAGACUCCUACUAAUCAAAGGUUAUGAACAACAACUUGACUGAAUCGUUCUCAUCGUCAUUGUCAAUAAGUCAGAUUUCAUCCAAUAAUAUAGUGUACUUUCUUUGACCAGAACCUUGAGUGACUAGUUUGUUUUUAAGUGAGUGUCACUCAGUUGAUAGAGUAUUAAGCCUCAUACAUUUUAAGUCGUCCGUGUCACCUGGGAUGGAGCGGAGGUGAAGAUGCACGAGGUCUGGUCUUGAUCACGUGAAAAAGAUCCAAACUAACGCAUCAUAUAAUCAAAGACAUUCAGGGAUGGUCGGACAAGAAUAGUUUUUAAUGAGCAUGGAUUAGAAAAAAGGUUUGUCGCCCCAGACGGAGCCGAUGUUCCUUAGCACUGCGUCCAUAUCGACCCUCUACAGCGUUAACUUCCGUCAAACUGAACUCCACUGCUGCAGUCAGAUCGCUCAAGACGCAGCAGAGACUUAAGGAUCAAGGGAGACGACAUCCCACGUCUUCAGACCCGAAGACAACUGAACUGCCAGGGCUUCAGACCUCACUUGAGGCACUUUGAGAAAUCUGUGAUGUUUAUUUUGUCCAAUUAGAAGAUUUUGUUCCUUUCUUGGAUGUUCAGUACAGUGUUAAAGGCAUUUGUGGACUCAUACGCGUUGAGAUGUUUGACGAGGCUCCAUUUGAAGGACAGAGUUCUUUGCUGUGACUUAAUAUGCACAUUGUCAUGGUACAGAAGAAAGUUCAAACCCCUGGAAAAUUCAUGGCAGAAUAACAGCAUUGAUUAUUUCUCAAUAAACUGCAUGUUUACAUUGAGAUCUUAUUUUUUCUUUUCAGAGACAUUAUCUACAGAUGAUCUGACGUUGAAAUGAGCCUCUGUAUGACUUGGGAACAAUGCUGAUUUUUAAACCCAUACAUAGAUUUGGGGUUGACUGAGCAUCGACUUGAGUCGGUGCAGAAUGAAAUCAAAUAGUGCUUGAAAUAGAAGUUGCCUUUACUUAAAAUCCCUGGGUCAUGUUAUCAGAAUAUUAACCACAACCACCGUGAUGACAGGUAAGAGGAAACGUUGCCUUAAGUGGUUAUUGCCAUCCAAUUAGCAACCAGAAUUUACUGAAGAAAUGUUUAUUUGAGUUUAUCUGAUACCAUAUUCCCAGAAUUUGAUCUGAUGUAUACGUAUAAUACUGUGUGGGAUUUACUUAGCCUAAUAUUGGUUUUGAGCAUAUACUUGUAACAUUAGCUAUGUAGCAAUGCAAUGAGGGAUUUAUCUUUCUUAGUGGUGUAGGAUAUAAAAAAAAAAAACUGAAAAAAUCUGGCUUGGGCCUAUAACCAAGGGCAGGGGAAGAUGCUAGGAGAUUUGGUUGUUUUUCAUCUAUUCUAUAGAAACUCAGUAGUGUACAGUUAAAAAAAAAUAAAUGCAAAUAACCAGGGUAUUUUUCUAUGGUGUGAACCAGCUCUGGGCUCAGCCUCCACACACUGUCACUCAGACAUGAACAAUAGCUUACUGAGCUUAGGGUUUGAGUAGAGCGGUACACUUUCUACAGCAUAUACAUAGAGGUUUCAGACAAUUAAAAACACCUUCAUUUUACCCUUGUCAGGAAUUGUAGGCUUAAACCAAUGGAGAGUUUCUCCCUCGGCCUUGUUUUUGUUCAGUUUCUGUUCUUUUGUAAUCCCCAUAUGCACUUUCUUCUCUGCUAGAUGUUGACACACUUGAUUCCUGAUUUGUUAAGGCAACCGUAAAUGACUGGAUUUACAUAAAGAUGAAUAAAACACUACUUCAA